Molecule: messenger RNA, 3025 nt
Organism: Linum tenue
Lineage: Eukaryota; Viridiplantae; Streptophyta; Magnoliopsida; Malpighiales; Linaceae
Source: the annotation of a GenBank genome assembly
UCCUCCCCCAAAACAGGAAGGAAAAAGAUAGGCAAGUAGACAACUGACCAAGUUUAAUUGCCAACCCGACAAUAUAGCAGAUUCAAUUGCACACCGCUCUCCUCCAACCAACAUAUUCUGGCAAAGGUUUUUGCCAUUAAAGAACUCCCACCUUUCCAAUCCCUCUUCACAUGUCCAAUUCACCAUUUAACAACCUCCCACCACUCAGUUCAUUACUACAUUACAUCUAACUUCGACACUCUCUGUCAUAAAUUUCACAUAUUCUCUGCAAUCGACGACGAAUCCGAGGCCAGAGGGCCUCCAAAAAAUACAUGUCUUUCUCAGUUGAGGCAGCCCCUCCUCCUCAGCGCAUUGUUCUUGACGAUGAGAAGGAAGAAGAAGUGAACGACAACCCAAUCGAGCAAGUCCGGCUGACGGUGCCAAUCACCGACGACCCGACCCAACCGGUCCUCACUUUCCGGACAUGGGUCCUCGGGAUUUUAGCCUGUGCAAUUCUUUCCUUCGUCAACCAAUUCUUCGGCUACCGUCAGAACCAGCUCUUCGUGGGCUCGGUUUCGGCUCAAAUCGUGGUGCUUCCAUUGGGGAAGCUAAUGGCCGCAACUCUGCCCACAAGGAAAUUCAGAAUCUCCCCCUUUUGGGACUACACAUGGUCGCUGAAUCCGGGGCCGUUCAACAUGAAGGAGCACGCUCUCAUCACCAUCUUCGCCAGCUGCGGCUCGAGCGGCGUAUACGCGGUUAAUAUCAUCACAAUCAUCAAGGCGUUCUACAAGAGAGGUCUCCACCCUGGUGCUGCUUUCCUCCUGGCACAGACAACUCAGCUGCUCGGCUAUGGAUGGGCAGGGCUCUUCCGCAAAAUCCUCGUCGACUCCCCUUUUAUGUGGUGGCCGGCUAAUUUGGUCCAGGUUUCCUUAUUCAGGGCGCUGCACGAGAAGGAGAAGAGGGCGAAAGGCGGAUACACGAGGCUCCAAUUCUUCACCAUUGUCUUCAUUUGCAGCUUUGCUUACUAUGCAUUUCCCGGUUACUUCAUGCCUUCGAUUUCGACCAUAUCGGUGAUUUGCCUGGUGUGGAGCCGGUCCAUUACCGCGCAGCAGGUUGGGUCGGGGAUGAGUGGACUUGGCCUUGCGAGUUUCGGGCUCGAUUGGGCUACUGUUGCUAGCUUCCUCGGUAGUCCGAUUGCCAAUCCUCUGUAUGCCAUUGUCAAUUCGUUUGUAGGGUUUGUGCUGCUGAUCUAUGUGGUCCUGCCCAUUGCUUACUGGGGAAACGUUCAUCAGGCGAAACGUUUCCCCAUCUUCUCGUCGGGGACGUUCGACAGUACCGGGCACCCUUAUAACAUUACGAGGAUACUCAAUGAUAAGAGUUUCGACAUCGAUUUGGCGGCUUACGAUGGUUACAGCAAGAUCCAUCUCUCCAUCUUCUUUGCCUUUGUGUAUGGGCUGAGUUUCGCUACUCUGACUGCUACCAUUUCACAUGUUGCCCUCUUUGAUGGACAAGUGAUCGUGGAUCUAUUCAAGAAGGCGACAGCAGCAAGCAAAGCGCGAUUUGCUGAUGUGCAUACUAGAAUAAUGAAGAAGAACUAUGACGUUGUACCACAAUGGUGGUUUAUUCUUGUACUGAUAGUGAGUUUCUUUAUGGCUUUGUAUGCCGUGGAGGGUUUUGGGCAGCAACUGCAACUUCCCUGGUGGGGACUCAUCUUUGCCUGUGUCCUUGCUAUGGUUUCCACUCUUCCAAUCGGUAUAAUUCAGGCCACUACAAACAAUUUCGAAUUGCAGCAAAUCGGACUAAACGUGAUCACGGAGCUGAUGAUCGGUUAUGCUUAUCCUGGAAAGCCUCUAGCCAAUGUGGCAUUCAAGACCUAUGGCUACAUCAGCAUGGCACAAGCUCUCUCAUUCGUGGAAGACUUCAAACUCGGACACUACAUGAAAAUCCCUCCCAAAUCGAUGUUCAUCGUCCAGCUCGUUGGUACGCUAGUUGCUUCGAGCGUCUACUUCGCCACAGCUUGGUGGAUACUCGAGAGCGUGCCCCACGUCUGCGACUUGGACGUCCUGCCCGAGGGAAGUCCAUGGACGUGCCCUGGAUUUGACGUGUUCUACAGCGCGUCGAUCAUCUGGGGAGUGGUGUCGCCACGAAGAAUGUUCGGAGACCUAGGCAUCUACAGAGAGCAGUACUGGUUCUUCCUGCUGGGGUUGCUUGCUCCGGUCCCGGUUUGGCUGCUGUCCCGCAAGUUCCCAAACAAGAAGUGGAUCAAGCUGAUUCACAUGCCGCUGAUCCUCGGAGCAUCAGCCAGCAUGCCGCCUGCGAGACCAGUUCACUACUGGAGUUGGGCAGCGGUCGGGUUUUUCUUCAACUACUACGUCUACAAGAGGCACAAAGGAUGGUGGGCUAGACAUGCCUACAUACUGUCAGCUGCAAUGGAUGCAGGGGUUGCCUUCAUGGGGAUUCUUCUCUUCUUCGCGCUCCAGUCGAAGGACAUCUAUGGCCCGGACUGGUGGGGGCUCGACGCAUCGGACCAUUGCACGUUGGCUAAGUGUCCCACUGCACCUGGCGUCAUAGUCAAGGGCUGCCCUGCCAUUUCCUAACAGUUCUGUAGCUAGCCUAGUUAGCUUAGUUUCUUUGUGAUGUUUCAUAUGUUUUCUCUUUUCUACGUUGGAAAGUCAUGUUGGCGUGGAUAUAUUGAUCGACUGGUUGUGAAGAAGAAUGGAGAAAGGAAGCCCCUCUUAGGAUGAAUCAUCUGUCUCAUUAAACUUUAGAUACAGAUACAAAGUUGUCGAUACCAUUUACUAACAACAAUGUUCAGUGUGGAAAUUAGUGCAAUGCAUAAUGAUGAGAGAGUCUAUGUGCCUAAUAAACCUGGCAAUGUAGAAUUCAAGUAGUUCAGGACACAUUUUCUGAGUCUUUGAUGAAAUUUUGUUUUUGGGUUCCCUGGUUUAUGUAAACAAAGAGCUCCAGAUACUACAACUCUGGCACAUGCUCUGUUUUAUCAAUUACUGUUCUACUUGGUGUUAAAUUAAUGGUUGCAGACGGCAGA